UUCUCAACUGAAAAUAUCAACAUUGUUUCAUUUUUUCACCUGGGACUAAUAAAAGAAAAGCACGAAGGCUAUUUUUUGACUGAGCCAUCAUUUUUUUGUUUAUUUUUGGAAUGAACCCGUGACAUUUGGUGUCAGGAGUGGGAUGGCCAGUCGACGGAAGCACCCUACUGUGAAGCGUACAGGGCUGCGCUCACAAAAAGUGAAGCAGGACUUACCUGUGGAUGACGGAGGCUGGGCAACUGAAGAUGAGGAAGGUGGCGCCGCUACCUCAAUCAGGCAGCCUGCACCAGGUACCAGGGAGGAGCUUGUGGAGGUCAUGAGGACAUUUCUGAAAGGACAGGAGCAGAGGGACAAGGGGUUUUUGGCGGAGCUGAGAGGGCUUCGGGCCACCUUCCCAGCCCCACAGCUGUCUGUCCCUGUGUCCAGACCUGCAUCACCAUUUGAGGAGUCAACACCGAGUCUCCGGGUGGACCCCCCCACUCCAGCUCCUCGGAGAGGAGCUGGCGCCAAGGAGGCCCCAAGGAUCAGCAUGGAGAGAGCUGAACCCGCGAGACAUGAGGGCCAGCUUUACGGCGACCCCAAGAUCCCUCAAUAUGUCUCAGGGGAGGACAUUGAAAACUACCUGCUACGCUUUGAGCGCAUCGCAAGAACUUGGGGUUGGCCGGAAGGUGAGUGGGCAUGUCGGCUGGUGCCCUUACUCACCGGGAAGGCGUUAGAAGCUUAUACAGCCAUGGAUGAGGAGUCGGCGCACUCCUACCCGGACUUGAAAGCUGCACUGCUGAUCAAGUUCGAUGUUUCACCGGAGACCUACAGGCAGCAGUUUAGGUCCAUAUCAGUGCCAGCUGGAGAGAGCUCGACCGAGACCUACCACCGUCUGAAGGGGCUGUACCGGCGCUGGAUCCGACCGGAGCAGCACUCCAAGGAGCAGAUCGGGGAGCAGAUUAUCCUGGAGCAGCUUCUUCACGUCCUCCCGGCAGACGUCCGCACCUGGGUGAAGGAGCAUGAGCCGACAGAAGGCCUAGCUGCAGCCAGGCUCGCGCUGCAGUAUCGCAACGCGAGGAGGGGAGGCCCCGCUGCUUACCAGGAUGUUCGUCAGCCGUCGUCGCAACCCAGAGCCAGCUUCAACCCACCUAGAGAUCCCGGGCCUGCACCCAGCCAACGUGGUCCCGGUAAGGAGCUCAUCUGUUUUUAUUGUCAGCAGUCAGGACAUAAAGCUGCCCUGUGCCCAAUCAGAAAGGCUAAGCUUACCGGGGCUUGUUACACCCCACGGGCUGAGGACAUGCAAGGGGUAGGGAGAAAACAGUGGUUCAAGGAGGUGUGCAUUAAUGGGGAACCUGUGACUGCUCUGGUGGACUCAGGGAGCUUCAUGACUCUUGUACGGAGGGACUUUGUGCCAACGGGCUUGUUGGAUUACAUUCCGAGCAGGGGUGGCACCCAGUACAAAGCAGCAGCCGGAGCCUGA
Molecule: messenger RNA, 1462 nt
Organism: Fundulus heteroclitus (mummichog)
Lineage: Eukaryota; Metazoa; Chordata; Actinopteri; Cyprinodontiformes; Fundulidae
Exons: 2
Coding region: 143-1462 (439 amino acids)
Molecular function (GO): zinc ion binding; nucleic acid binding
Source: RefSeq, a predicted model, not a curated record